AUGACUGAUCUGGAUAGCCGGUGGGUUAGUACGAAGGAGAAAAGUGAUCAGACCCAACUUAGGAUAUAUGGGAUGCCAUUAGAAUACACUACACCUUGUAUCCCAGAGAAUGGAGGGAAAAACUGGAUCGAAUCGGCUAAACGUAAAGUAGAAGAAGCUGAUCUGGACGAGAAUGAUGAUGAGGAAGAAGACGAAGAUGGUGAGGAGGUUUUUUCGCGAUUGAACUCGCUUUCUGAUAGUGAAGAUGGUAUAUUCAAUCUGUCGAAGGUGCUUAUAUCACCCAGUGAUGAUCGAUCAGCACAACAACAGAUUAUGAAUCCACAGCAGCCGCUGGUUACGAUGCCUGCUGGGACUCGUCAAAGGCUUUUGCAGUCUGUAAACCCGGUAAAUCAACACCAGCGGCAGGACAGCGGUAACAGUGCUACGACUACCGCCAGCAGUGGAUUUGAAGUUGAUCUCGAACCGCUAUAUGCGCUUGGAAGUACAAACAGUACUUUUCAAGAACAACAGAAGCCAUUGUCUACUGAAUACCCUUUAUUACAAAAUCUUACAUAUAACAACGCCUUUUCUCUCCAGGAGGGAGACACUGCGAACCAGCCUACAAACCAUGUCGGAUCCGCCAUAAAUUGGAACGCGGGAAUUUUUGACAAUUGGUGCAAUUCUAUCGACACCGAAGUAUCGGAACCCUACCAACAACAGCAGCAGCAACAACAACAGCAACGGCAGCAACAACAACAACAACAACAACAACAACAACAACAACAACAACAACAACAACAACAACAACAACAACAACAACAACAACAACAACAACAACUGCAACAGCAACAACUGCAACAGCAACAGCUGCAACAACAACAACUGCAGAAUACACAUACACGAUCAAGAUCGCAAGAUACCAUUUUGCAGUGCCAUGGAUCACUGCGACAGAAAAAACAGCUGCAGCAGCAAAUCCAACAAAUUCAGCAUCAGAUUCAGCAACAGCAGCAGGUUUUAAACAAAGUUACCCCGGUGUCAUCUAUUAAUAGUUCUCCUCAUGGAGCAGGUCAAGGAUUCAAGAGAUCGCGGUCUAUUUGUUCAGGUAUGCUUCCAAAUGAUUCUCCUGCUGCCAUGGGAUAUGGUAAUUCCAUGUCAUUUCCGCAAGCAAUGGGAGGAUCUAUGGGUCGUAUUUUGAAUCAUAGUGGCAGUAUUAGCAGUAUUAGCAGCAGCGCUAGUGAUGCCAGCGGCAUUGGGAGUGCCUACAAUGCUAAAAAUAGCUUAAUGAGCAACCACAAUGGCACUACUAAUCGGGUACCUUACACUUCCUUAAAGGAUAUGAACGGUACACAUAGUACCCUUUCGCAUGUUAAUGGUGUAUCCAGUACACAUGGAAACCACCAUCCGGCAAUUUACAAGUAUGUUGCACAAGCGCAAUUAUCUAUGCAAUGUGAUACAACCAAGGUAGAAAUGGAGAACAAAUCAGAAUGGGUUCCAGUGUCUCCAAUGACACCCGAAUGCAUGUCGCAUAUUAUUUCGAAGUUGCAAGAGAAAAAUGUGGCCUUAGAUACUGCAUACGAAGUGUUUGAACUUUUCCCUCAGCAGAAGUAUUUGUCGAAAAAAUUGGAAAUCUUAGCGUUGGAAUUUGAGCCAUAUUUUGCGAAGUUAAGAAGUGCGGAUGAAACUGCAGCUUUGUUGUCCGAAGAUGCAGUUACUCUUAACAAGUGGGUGUGGUUGAAUCAGCGUAAAAAAAGAUGCCCGGGACAAUUGAAGCAAUUCCCUCGUUAUACUGUAAGAUCACCUAAGGGUAAAUCAAAAUGGCCAUACGAAAUUGAAGUGCGAACAUCAUCUGGUUACAACGAUUUUACGGCGGGUACAUCUCCCGAAUCGAAAUUGACACAUUCGGAUUUCUUGCUUUUAAGACUACGUCAUAUGAACCUAUUAAGGGAAUCGGAUGACAGAAAACGUAAAAGCAAGUAUUAUGAAUUUAUUGAAGGUAAAAUGAAAAGGCCUCUUAACAGCUUCAUGCUUUACAGGUCGUCCCUAAUGAAAGCUUUGUCUAUUUUGAAAGUUGUCAAGAUAGUUAGCGAUCUAGUGAUAGUCGUCCAAAAAGAGUUUCCAUCACUAGAUGAAUAUGCUAUUUUAGAUCUGCUUUUAGAAACCGCUAAAUUCCGUCGGGAUAUGAAUUUCCAAGAAUUACCUGAAAUAUCGAGGUUGUCUGAGAUUAUUGACCAGGAACUUUACCGGCCAUGUGAUACGAGAUUAAGCGGACUUUCUAGCAUUAACCAAUCGGGACAUGCGCGCGUCCCUGUAGACCCUAAAUUUAGUAAUCAUACGGUUUUGGCACAGGUUAUCACGCUGAUGUGGAAUUCAGAAUUAAAUCAUUGUAGGGAAGAGUUUGUGAAAUUUUCCAAAGUGGAGAAAAACCAUCAUCAUUUGGUGUAUCCAAAAUACAAAUACUGCCCUGUAAAGAAAUUAAAACUGGAGGAAUUAGAGCAUAAUUUAGCAUUACCACCAUGA
Eremothecium sinecaudum is the source of this 2496-nucleotide messenger RNA. Its product is annotated as HFR121Cp. Lineage: Eukaryota; Fungi; Ascomycota; Saccharomycetes; Saccharomycetales; Saccharomycetaceae. The transcript has a single exon. The coding region runs from base 1 to 2496 and encodes 831 amino acids. The record is from RefSeq and is a predicted model, not a curated record.